CGCGUCCAGUAAGCUGUUUCUCCAACUGCCAGAAAAUAUUGGAGAAGAAAGAGCCGCUGCUUGUCUGAACAACUUUAGCCCCUCGAUUUAUAAAAAUAAAAACACGUUAUUGUGUCUGCCUUUGAGGAUUUAAAACCUUGCUCUGCUAUAAAACACUGAGCAUCACAUAUCGUCACUUAAGCUUGGUCUUGGAAGUUUCUGUGCACUGUUUCUCUGUAAGGCCAUUCAGAGAGAACAAAGCAGGCUUCGGAUGCAGGCGAUGAGAGCCCGAAAAAAAGCAGAGCAGCUAGAGCAACAUAGAUUGACUCGAGCUGCUAAAGAGGAGCAGAGAGAGAAGUGGAGGCAGGCGAAGGCAAAGUGGUGGGUGAGCUUACACCCCCAGAAGCAACACCGUCAGAAGGAGAAGAGAGCCCAGUGGGAAAGAGAAAAGCGAGCGAACAAAAGAGCUGUUAUGAGUUCAUCAGAAGACAGACAUCGCUCCUCCAGGAAGUCUCGGGCUCCCGAUCCCUCACAGCUGUGUGAGGACAUGAAAUCAGAGACGUGCAAAGCGUCAGAAGUCUAUGUGAAGAAAGAGGAGACACUGGAGCUGAACAUCUUCAACCAUGGAGACGACCUUGACAACCCACCUGAAGAUCUCUCCAUUAAAGUGGAAGAUCCUGACAAGAACGACUACCUCUACUGUGAAGUUUGCAAAUCCUUCUUCUUCAGCAAAUGUGAGGUUCAUGGACCGCCCCUCUUCAUCCCAGAUACUCCUGUUCCCAUGGGAGUCUCUGACCGAGCCAGACAAACUCUUCCUCCUGGGUUAGAAAUCCAGAAGUCCAGUAUUCCUGAUGCAGGCCUGGGAGUGUUUAAUAAGGGGGAGACUGUUCCAAUAGGUGCACACUUCGGACCCUAUCAGGGAGAGCUGGUAAACAGAGCGGAAUCCAGGAACAGUGGAUACUCCUGGGUUAUAUACGAGAACAUGCAGUGCGAAGAAUGCAUAGAUGCCAAAAGAGAGAUGCAUGUGAAUUGGAUGAGGUAUGUGAAUUGUACCCGUAACAAUGAAGAACAGAAUCUUGUGGCAUUUAAGUAUCGAGGGGGAAUUCUAUAUCGUUGCUGUCGACCCAUUAACCCAGGACAGGAGCUCUUGGUGUGGUAUGAAGAGGAGUGCACCAAAGAACUUAGUCCUGUACCUACAGGAACAACCAGACAGCAAGAAGUAAAGAAUGCUCUGCUGCAAGUCUUUUCCUGCUCCACAUGUCCUCAUUCCGAUGCAUCUCAAAUUUACCAAAACAAACACAUCCAGAGAUGCCACUAUGAAGCAUAUGUGAGACUUCAGGAAUCAAGAGAGAUUAAAUACGAACUUCAAAUCCCCUCCAAAUGCUCCAGUAGUGAGCCAACAUCAACUGAUACUCUCAGUUCUGACACGUCACAUAAUGAUAUACAGAAGAGAAUUCACCACUGCUCAGAUGGUGGAAAGAGUUUUGGUCAUCAGAUAUCACUCAAGACAAACCGGUGCAAUCACACAGGGGGAAAUCCACAUUAUUGCUCCCAGUGUGGAAAGAGUUUUACUCGUCAGAGUCAUCUCCAAAUACACCAACGCAUUCACACAGGAGAGAAGCCGUAUCACUGCUUACAGUGUGGAAAGAGUUUUGCUCGUCAGAGUGAUCUCCAAAAACACCAGCGCAUUCACACAGGAGAGAAGCCGUAUCACUGCUCACAGUGUGGAAAGAGUUUUGCUCAUCAGAGUACUCUCCAAACACACCAGCGCAUUCACACAGGAGAGAAGCCGUAUCACUGCUUACAGUGUGGAAAGAGUUUUACUCAUCAGAGUGAUCUCCAAAGACACCAGCGCAUUCACACAGGAGAGAAGCCGUAUCACUGCUCACAGUGUGGAAAGAGUUUUACUCAUCGGAGUCAUCUCCAAAAACACCAGCGCAUUCACACGGGAGAAAAGCCAUAUCACUGCUCACAGUGUGGAAAAAAUUUUACUCAGCAGAGUCAUCUCCAACAACACCAGCGCAUUCACACAGGAGAGAAGCCGUAUCACUGCUCACAGUGUGGAAAGAGUUUUACUCAUCAGAGUAAUCUCCAAACACACCAGCGCAUUCACACAGGAGAGAAGCCGUAUCACUGCUCACAGUGUGGAAAGAGUUUUACUCGUCAGAGUAAUCUCCAAAAACACCAGCGCAUUCACACCGGAGAGAAGCCGUAUAACUGCUCUCAGUGUCAAGAGUUUUCCUCAGUAAAGUAAUCUCCAAAAAUAUCAGCGUGUUCACACAGGAGAGAAGCUGUAUCACUGCUCACAGUGUGGAAAGACAUUUAUUGAGUCAGUUACAUUUACGACCCACAAGUUUAAAGUUGUGAAAUUAAAUAUGGUUAUUACAGUUUUUGCUGAAAAUGACCUGUACUUUGAA
Neoarius graeffei (lesser salmon catfish) is the source of this 2396-nucleotide messenger RNA. Its product is annotated as histone-lysine N-methyltransferase PRDM9-like. Lineage: Eukaryota; Metazoa; Chordata; Actinopteri; Siluriformes; Ariidae. The record is from RefSeq and is a predicted model, not a curated record. Gene Ontology annotation, cellular component: transcription regulator complex; PcG protein complex. Gene Ontology annotation, biological process: regulation of transcription by RNA polymerase II. Bases 251 to 2233 code for a protein of 660 amino acids. The transcript is spliced from 9 exons. Gene Ontology annotation, molecular function: RNA polymerase II cis-regulatory region sequence-specific DNA binding; protein binding; histone methyltransferase activity.